AUGAAGAGCCUGCUUUUGACUGUUACAUUGUUCGUCCUGGUGACCAUUCUACAUGCCCAGGAUGACCUGCCUUUCCUCUCAGAAGACAAGAACGUCACAGGGAUCUGGUACAGGAAAGUCAUAGUGAAUGACCGGAACAUCACAGAGCGGAAGAGCCACGUGGAAGAAUUCCCUUUUGUGGUGAGAGCCUUGGAAGAAGGAAACAUGGAGGUUAUGGUCUUUUUCAUGUUUAAUGAGGAGUGCGGCCAGGUUGGAUUCGUGCUGGAGAAAACAAAGAAGCCUGGUCAAUACAGUGCCUUUUGGGGUGCGAAUCUCAUGUACAUCUAUGAACUGCCAGUGAUGGACCACUACAUCUUCUACAGUGAAUGCCGUUUGUUUGAGCAGAAACUCUAUGUGGGAGAGCUCAUAGGGAAGGAUCCCACAGAAAACCACGAGGCCUUAGAAGAGUUCAAGAAGUUCGCACAACGGAAAGGCUUCCCACCAGAAAACAUCAUUGUGCCUGAGCAGAGAGGUGAGCAGGUGACUUUAGAGAUCACAGACUAG
Messenger RNA from Myodes glareolus (Bank vole), 543 nucleotides. Lineage: Eukaryota; Metazoa; Chordata; Mammalia; Rodentia; Cricetidae. The record is from RefSeq and is a predicted model, not a curated record.